This is a messenger RNA of Rhincodon typus (whale shark), 3569 nucleotides long. RefSeq names its product DND microRNA-mediated repression inhibitor 1 (gene dnd1). Gene Ontology annotation, cellular component: nucleus; cytoplasm. Gene Ontology annotation, biological process: mRNA stabilization; negative regulation of miRNA-mediated gene silencing. Bases 112 to 1281 code for a protein of 389 amino acids. The transcript has 5 exons. NCBI's taxonomy places the organism in Eukaryota, Metazoa, Chordata, Chondrichthyes, Orectolobiformes, Rhincodontidae. Gene Ontology annotation, molecular function: mRNA binding. The record is from RefSeq and is a predicted model, not a curated record.
GUGGGACUCCGGGUCAUAUAAAAGGGUGGAGAGUUUCAGCUGAUGCUGGACCCCAGGGAGAGUGAGUGAAUGGCGCAGUUAGUUUGGGCCUGAGUCGGUAAUUAACAGAAGAUGGCAAAUGAUUUGUUGAACACUCCAAAUAAGUUGGCAUUCGAAGCAUGGGUAGAAGAAACUGGCAUCAGUCUGGUCCAGAUCAAUGGCCAAAGGAAGUUUGGGGGACCUCCUCCAGGUUGGACUGGCCCUCCACCUCUAACUGGGUGUGAGGUCUUCAUCGGCAAACUACCCCAGGACCUCUAUGAGGAUAAACUAAUCCCGUUGUUUCAGAUGGCCGGGAAACUUUAUGAGUUUCGUCUCAUGAUGACGUUCAGCGGCGAAAACCGGGGAUUUGCGUAUGCCAAGUAUGCUAAUCGUUGGUAUGCCCAGUGUGCCAUUGCCAUGUUCAAUGGCUACCAAAUAUGUGACGGGCUCCCCAUGGUGGUCUGCAAGAGCACUGAGAAAAAUGAGCUAUGUGUCAGAGGCAUUCCCUGGGGGAAGCAGAGACUGGAGGUCCUGGAAGUGCUGAAGGAGCUGACUGAGGGAGUGACUGACCUGUCGCUUCAUCUCAACAAAGAGCGGAGGAAAAAGAUGGCACUAUUUGCGGUUGUGACAUAUCAAAAUCAUCGAGCAGCAGCGAUGGCAAAGAAGACGCUCGUAGAAGGUUGUAUCGAGCUCUGGGGCCGACCCAUUGAGGUUGACUGGGUGAAAGUGGAUGGGAGACAGAAGAGUCACGACAGCCUCCUUUCUCAAACCCAGCUGGGUUUGUCGGCAGCACCAUGGUUGGUGUUGCCCCCUGGGCUCUCCCUACCAUCACCAAAGGGUCUUGCCAAAUGCUUCAUGCCCGAGUUAAACGUCUCUUCUAAUUGUGGCCAAAGCACUACAUCUGCCGGAUCGAUGGGCCUGAUGACUCAAUGCCUUCACUCGGAGGGCCCAGGUCUGUUGAACACCCGAUGUGAUGUUGUUCAAAUUCUGAAUGCCUAUUGUGCGCAUAAGGAACUAGGGACUCCAGUGUAUAAUGUCCAAUCUCUGAGGACUGACCAGCAACGCUUUCUGUUUAAAGUGUUCUUGCCAGGACUUGCUGCCUCUUUCAGUGGGACAGUGACCCUGACUCCUGAUGAGCUGGCUUUGGGGAAGAACAAAGCUAAGCAAGAAGCUGCCCACCAAAUCUUGAUGUAUUUGGGUCAUUCCUUGGGUUUUGAUGGCUUUAAUCCUCCUAAUACUUUGACUCUGAAGAACCCAUUUUGAACUCUAGGUUUUACUCUGAACUAUACAGACUUCUGGUUUCUGCAAUUUCCAAAGAAAAAUUGGAUCUGAACACAAGUUUGUUAUUGUUACACUUUCACAUUUUGUUUGAGUUUUUUUUAAACCUGAGCACAUGUUUGCCACUGUUUUAAAAAUGUUUAAUAGUUAGUAAGUUUGCCUACUCAUUCUAAGCUCUGCCAGGAUUCUUUUUGUCUGUCUUUGUCUCUCUGUCUGUCUGUCUUUCGCACUUAUCAAACUUGACAGCUUGCCUCUAGUUGUUAAUUCCUUAAUCUGUACCAGUGUAAACUGAAUUCCUGAUGUGUUCACAUUUUAUAAAAUUAAAUGAGGAAGGACACCAUCAAUGUGCCAAUAAGCUUUCUUUUUUUCAUCUUUUAGCCCAUGUUUAAGACAGAAGGAAUGGACUUUAAUGCAGGAUUUUCAAAUAACUUAAAUUUCCUUGUGUCCAAAUUCUUGAUGGAUCCAGUCAUUUUAUGAAACCUAGACUGGUUAACCAUGGAGGACCUGAAGUAUUUGUAGCUGCCUUGAGUGUUUUAUCCUCCCCAUUUACAUGAGAAUGCUGAAUUAUCAUUUGAUGCUUUUUUAGCACAAUGUGAACUAUCCAGUAACUGAGACUGACAGUGAAUUGUAUUCUUUUGCUUCAUUUUCAGUAUCUUUUCCUAAAUUGUAAAUUUUUUUUGGCUUUCUGUUCACUUCAUGAUUAGGGAUUUCUGCUGCAUUUAGUCUGCUCAUUUAUGUAUAACAUUGUAAAUAUUGCAUUGCGGUCCAGUGACUUUUUUUUAAAGAUAAAAACCUUUUUUACUUGUGCUUUUUGGAUGUGUGCUGUCCACUGGGACCUAGGGGAGUCCUUGCAUGUGAGAACCUAGAUGGAACAGAAAUGGAUUAAGGUUUUGCUCCCAAGGUACAGAUGUAAUAUUGCUCAGUAUCUCAUUGAGGAGCUCAAUAAAUGGGUCACAGCUUGCUAACUACAAAGUCUCUGGGAUGUCCUGGAAUUGCUGAACUUUCAGUCACUCUGAUGAGGUGAUUGUAUUUUGAUGGUAUGCAUGCUGGGAUUAACAUGUCUACCAGCUAUGAUCUUGCAGCAAUUGGCUUUGAUGUAACAGACUUGAACAUAAGACCUCGGAGUAGGCAAUUCAGCCCCUCAUGCCUGCUUUCCCCCAUUUAAUACAAACAUGGCUGAUCUCCUUGCAGCCUCAACUUCACUUUUUUCCUGUCUGCUCUCCAUAACCCUUCAUCCCAUUACGAAUUAAAAAUCUGUCUUUGUCAUCCUUUCAAAUUUACCUAAUGUCCUGGCAUCCACUGCACUCUGGGUAGUGUAUUCCAAGAUCCACGACCAGAAGUAGUUCCUCCUCAAAUCUGUUUGAAAUCUGGUACUCCUUAUUUUUAAAACUAUGACAAAUGUUCCCUCUAAUUUUCUUUUGGGCUGUAUAGGCCUCAGAGACCCAUGCACGACAGCAACUUCUGAUUUCGGAAGUCAAUGCCAUGAUCGCUGUGUGCCAAACAUCAGAAGGGCUGAACAGCUUAGAGGAAACAUUGACUGACCUCUUGUUAUAGAUUGCCCCUUGUAGGGCAAUGUCCAUUCUCCAUCCACUUUGUCAAUUCCCUUUUUAAUAUCUUCUAUACCUCCAAUUGGAUCCCCUCUCAUUCCUCAACUCCAGAGUAUAGUCUGACCUGCUGAAUCUAUCUUAAGACAAAGGUGGAAUUAAUCUAGUGAACCUCCUCUGAAUUGCAACAUGGGGAGAAAGGCCAUUUCUGAUUAGUUAUUGACCUGGUAAAGACCAUGGCCUGGAAUAACCAGAUUGAGGUCUUAAUAGUAAAUGGAUCUUUUCAAAAAAAAAUGUAGUUGCAGCAGGUUAACUCUAAAGCGCUACCUCCAUUCAAUACCUGCCCCUUUUUUUUUUCACAUGAAAAGUUCUGCACAACCAAAAGUACAGUCUGUCCGUAGUAAUGCUGUUUAGCUGUGACUUGCUGUCACACAAAUCUCUCGAAUCUAAUCGUACCAUACCUACGCAAACAGCUCUGCUUGGGGUGAGGAAAUGUUCUGAUGGAUGUAUCAUCCAUCAGAUCAUUUGACCCUAACCUGUUAGUGUCUCAUGCGCAUUGAAAUCUCAUUUCAGUUACAUGCCACUCUGCUGACUCUCCAUGCUGGCUUUAUGAAAGUGAGACUUAAAAUUAAGAUUUCUGUAAACUGAUGUUUGGUAGCUUUUUGCACAAGUAUUUUUGUUUCAAGUAACUUAAUGUUGUAGAAAAAAAAAGUUCUGGUUUAAAAUUGA